Messenger RNA from Oryza sativa Japonica Group (Japanese rice), 1160 nucleotides. RefSeq lists its product as uncharacterized. Lineage: Eukaryota; Viridiplantae; Streptophyta; Magnoliopsida; Poales; Poaceae. The record is from RefSeq and is a predicted model, not a curated record.
GUGGGUGAAAAUGGAGUGUCCAGAUGAGAUGGGACAAAAUGAAAAGAGAGAAAAAAAAGUUGACGUUAGCACCCUAAGCCCAGAAAAGGCCGAAUUGCAGAUCCACGAAAGGCGCCAUAACCCAGCCCAUCCAUAUGCUAUGGGCCAUGAUCUCAGCCUAUCCAAAUAAGGCCCAAGUAAAAUAAUCUGUCCGUACCAGCCCACGAAUAGCCCACGAACUAUCCAAAGGCAGUAGAGCCCUUCGCCUCCCGGCCGCCUCGACGCAUCGACGACGCCGGCGACCAGGAGAUCCCGCGGCCAUGCCGCCGCCGCCGCCGCCGCAUCCCCUCCCCUCACCAUGCCGCCGACGCCGCUGCCUCCUGCUCCUCCUGCUCUCCAGGCUGCUGCUCUCUUCAGCAAGCAGCUUGGAGGAGGGGAGGGUCCUCACCGUCGGCGAGGAGCUGAUGGGUGAGACGAUGCCGCUGCGCCACGGAAGCCGGCUGUACAGGCUCGACGGGACGCGGCCGUCCGCGUGGUACGAAGUCAAGAUCUCCUACCCGGCCUCCAUACCGUCGAGCUUCUCGAUCCGGCUUGUGGACGAUCCUCACUCUGUGGAGGAUUUGGGGAGCAUGAACAGGAGGUUGCUCAACACGGAGAAGAUAAUUUUCAAGGCUCAGAGCAGCAGGCCAGUUUAUGUUCUUGUCACGGUGGAGCCUGAAGGGGUAGUUGCAAAGCCAAAUGUGCCGGAGAGAGAGCUUGCGAUGUUCAACAUUGUUUGCGACGAACUUAUGCUUGGGAUCCCACAUUUUGCCUGGUGGGUUGGAAUUGGAUCUCUGUUCUGUAUUGCGCUGGCAUCUGUGGCUCCCUAUUUUCUCCCUCUGCACAAGCUACUUAACUACGAAGCCACAGAACUGAGUGAUGACUUUGCGGCUAAGCUCUCAUGAUAGAUGGAAGUGUGCUGAAUGAUAGAAAUGUUUCAUUUUGCAGAGUAGGCUAUUGUACAGGCACCUAGCUCUUUUUUCCUUUCCAUCAGAUGCAGCUGUGUACAAGUAUUUACUGUACCUUGCAAUACAAUGGUAGAUUCAUUCAUUUCGAUCUUGUAAGAUUGGUUCCGUGAUGGGCUCUAGUUUACUUUGUUUUUUCCCGGAAAAGGCUAUACAUACUAACUUUUUCUCUCUAAA